This is a messenger RNA of Paramecium sonneborni, 838 nucleotides long. The record is from the annotation of a GenBank genome assembly. Lineage: Eukaryota; Ciliophora; Oligohymenophorea; Peniculida; Parameciidae.
AUGAGAUCGAAACAUCUUUAUUUAUCAUAUUAAAUAAAAUGGUUUUAGCAUAAUAUAGAUUGUGGUUAGAAAAUAGUUGGAAUAUGUUGGGAUCCUUUUGAUAAAUAUAUUUUCUCAUUAAAAUUUGAUAACACAGUAUUCAAACAUAAUAUAUAAGGUCAAAUUUUAUAAAAUUGAUAAUUGGUAAUAAAAAUUUACUAUUUCCUUCCAAAUAUAGGGGAAAGAAUUUACAACAAAGAGAGAAGACAGAAAAUUAGAUUAAACUAUAGAUUGUAGAUAUUUAGCUAAAUCAAAUCUAGAUCAAAAAGUAUUAAUUCAUUAAAUAAAUAGACAAUACCAAAUGUAGCAAUUUCGGAUAGGAAUUCGAAUUUUUAAGUUGUUAGAACAAUAUUAGGUCCAUCUUCAUCAAUUAAUGUUGCUAGAUUUUCACCAAUGUUAUUUAAAAAUUCUAAUACCAAUAAUGAGUAUUCAAGUUUAUUUGCUAUUGGUGACAAUGAAGGUAAUAUAAGUUUAUGGUAAAUUAAUAAAAAGGGGAUGAAUGGUAAAAAGACAUUAAAAAGCAGGAGAAUUAAUAGAAGAUAUAAUAUGAAAUUAAUAAGGAACAGUAUAAAUGGCGACAACUUCUAAAAAAUACAUUAUAAUUAUAGAUUUUCAAAUGAGUUUAGGUUAAAUUUUAAGUAAAAAUGAAAGAUAAGAAUAAUUAAAAAGUCUUUUUGGUGAUCUUAAAACUCUAAAAUUUGCAGACAUGUAAUUUGAAUAAACAAAUGUUUAAGCUGAUUUCAAAAAUUAAAUACCUGAUAUUAAAAUAUAAAAAAGAGAAAUUCCAAAAUAAACAUGA